UAAUCCAUCAGCCGUUCUCUCGCCUUCUCAUAACGGUCGCGCCUUCCAUCACAGCUCUCUCAUCACCGGUCGCGCCUUCCAUCACAGCUCUCUCAUCACGCCUUCUCAUCCCAGCUCUCUCAGCCGUUCUGUCGCCCAUCACAGCUCUCUUAUCACGGUCUCGCCCUUCCAUCACCGGUCGCACCUUCCAUCACAGCUCUCUCAUCACGCCGUUCUCUCGCCCAUCUCAGCCGUUCUCUCGCCUUCCAUCACAGUUCUCUCAUCACGGUCUAGCCCUUCCAUCACCGGUCAACGAUUCGAACUUCUUCAAGUGAAAGCUUGAACCAUCACUCUCUCUGUCUUCCUAUUCCCAACAUAACCAUUCCUAUUCUAGACAUCAUCUAAGUAGAUUUUGAAGCAAUUCGGCUUCGAGUGCGUAGGGGAAGAAGUGUCGUCAUCAAGCCGGGAAUACGGAAACAGCCAAAGCAGUAAACAAGAUCAGGAGGAAAUAAUCGAUCGUAGCUUGGAUUGUUGGAACAAGUUUUGUCGUUGAUUAGUCUGAUUUCGUUUUUUAGGAAGGAUAAAUAAUAAGCUGACAAUGAAACGAAUGGUUAGAGAAGUGGAAAAAGUGAGUGAACAAAAUCCCGAAGCUUCAACUUCAAAAUCAUCCCAACCACCGCCGAAGAAGAGACGGGGCCCGACAUGAUGCAAGAAUGUCGUAACCGCGACAACCUUAUUACCAUUAAGGGUUAAUAAGUUUGGACAACCGAUCGGCCCUGGAAGUGGUACAUAUACUAAUUAUUUGGGAACACUUGCCCGGAAUGCUAAUUUAGCUCCUUUGUGCUAAAAAACUUGGUGGGAGAUGCCUAAACGGCUGAAGUAGGAUAUGUGGAACGUUGUAAAGGGAAAGUAUGAUGUGGGAAUCAUGUCAAAACAUUGGACAAUAUCCUUCAUCGGAAAAAAAUGGAGGGAGUACAAGUGUGAAUUAAAAAGUGAAUAUUUCUCAGUUAGGGAUACAGAUGCAGAAAGAUUGGUAAACCCACCACCUAAUGUUGAAAAGGAGCAUUGGGAAUUUUUGGUUAGGCAUUGGGGUACGCCUAUGGCGAAGGAGGUUAGUAAAAAAAACAAUGAACGCCAUGGGAAGCAAACAAUGAUGCAUACUACAGGGACAAAAAGCUUUGCACGUGUUUCUGCCGAGAUUGAGGAAGACGAAGGUAUUCAGUUUUCUCAUGCAGAUUUAUUCAUUUGCACACAUAUAAAUAAGGAUGGCAAAGCUAUUGAUGCUGCUGCUUCAGAGAUGAUUGAAAACAUAAAAGAACUUCAAAAAAGUUACUCUGACUCGCCUAUUGGCAGUUCCAAUGAUUUGUUCUCCAUUGUGAGAGGAGAAGAGAGAACUGGUCGUGUGCGGAUGCUUGGCUUCGGGCCUACAUCAAGCAAUGUUUGAGGGCCCUCUCCUAGUAAAGUUGAACUAAUUAAUAAUGCGAAAAAAUCUAAUGAGGAGGCACAUGCUACACGCGUAGAAUUGCAGGAGAGCAUUCCAAAAAUGCAAGCCGAGUAUGAUAAGAAGUUGGAAAAUUUACGAGCCAUCUAUGAUAACAAAUUGGAAAAUUUACAACAACAGGUGGCUAUGUUAAUGCAGAUGCAACAACAAAAUUGUAGUGGACAGGUAUAUUUAUUAUUAGUUUUACUCUUUACUAAAUAUAUGUUUACUUAUGCCAAGAUUUCAUGUAUUUUGUUUUCUUAUUUUGAAGGGUUCUGAUUCUUUAAAUGCUCCUCUUAGAGUAUCCCCAAAUUCAUUUUAUAUUCGUGAUGCCAAUUCAGUUAAAGUUAUGAACUUUUAAUUUCUCUUAUAUAUAUGUUAAAUUUUCAUUUAUUAUAAUGUAUGCGUAAUGAAUUUAUAAAAAAUGUAGGGUAAUUCAAAUCAAAUGGGCAACAAGACUUGUUGAAGUUGAAGAUGGGGUCGUGGCUGUGCUUUCUGAAUUUCCUUCGCCUUGGAUGGGUUCUUUUUGGCAGGUUAACUUGUGGUCGUAUUAGUAUACAUUUUUGCUUUUUGGUUGACAUUUAUCAGCUUAACUUGUGGUUGUAUUAGUAGCCAAUUUUGAUGGUAAUUUUCAUAUUGGCAUGGUUAACUUUGUGGUUGUAUUAUGUAAAAACAAUUUGGAUGGUAUUUUUAUAUUAACUUGUGUUAUAUUUGAUGACA
This is a messenger RNA of Cornus florida, 2179 nucleotides long. RefSeq lists its product as uncharacterized. The transcript is spliced from 8 exons. NCBI's taxonomy places the organism in Eukaryota, Viridiplantae, Streptophyta, Magnoliopsida, Cornales, Cornaceae. The record is from RefSeq and is a predicted model, not a curated record. The coding region runs from base 866 to 1423 and encodes 185 amino acids.